Molecule: messenger RNA, 2103 nt
Organism: Talaromyces proteolyticus
Lineage: Eukaryota; Fungi; Ascomycota; Eurotiomycetes; Eurotiales; Trichocomaceae
Product: cryptococcal mannosyltransferase 1-domain-containing protein
Exons: 1
Coding region: 286-1944 (552 amino acids)
Source: RefSeq, a predicted model, not a curated record
CCUGAGUCCUGAUAGGCGCGUUCGCCACAGGAUGGAGCACAAUUACGCAAGGCUGAUGCUGAUCGCUGGAAUGGGGUCCCCAGCCUCUUAUCCCAAUAUGAUUUAUUAUGUGUUAUUUAAAUAAUUUUUUAAAUAGCUCGGCACUGCUCCUGCUCGCCCACCUAGACAUACAACUUCCCACGAAUACCAAGUAGUAAGUACAUGUGUUCGCAGUCUCGUUCUACUGUGGCUGUCCUGCGACAGACUGGGACAUGGUAUAUAUGCAUCAUCUAGCACCUGUACGCAAUGUCGAACCUAUUGCUUCCUCCCGACGAGUUCUACGAUAGCAGCAGCAGCGUGCGCUCAUCGUACGAGUUUCGCGAGAGCUUCGACAUCGACGAUGCCGACUACGCUGCGGAAUCAGAGCUCCUAGGCUACGGCAAUAAGCCCUAUUUCCUGCUGUACCGCGAACGUGACCCUCUCGUCUCGCGCUUCAUAUCGUCCGUACCCCUACGACUACGUUAUCUGUCGCUGCGCCGUGUAGGAUAUUACCUGCACGUGCUAUUAGGGUUUGUGGCCGCUUUGAUCGUCUUCACCUUCCUCUUCCGCCCUUCCUACUCGCGACCUCCGCCGCAUUACAGAACCUUACAGCACGCAAUCCAGCAGUCGCAGGCGCCUGGGCGAGGGAAUCCGCACAAUGAAAAGGUGUUCAUCGCCAUCAAUCUCUACGACAAGGGCGGCUCCUUGGCUCGCGGGAAAUGGGGGCAGGCGGUGCUAGAGCUGAUUGACCUGCUGGGCGAGGACAACACGUAUCUGAGCAUCUACGAAAACGAUAGCGGCUACGAGGCCGAGCAUGCGCUGUGGGAGUUUGACAAGCAGGUCAAAUGCAACAGUUCGGUGGUGUUUGAACGCCACUAUGACUUCACCGACACCCCGGAGGUGACGCUCGGCGACGGCUCGGUGCGAAAGAGGCGCAUUCCAUAUCUGGCCGAGCUGCGGAACAAAGUCCUGCAGCCGCUAGACGGCGAGCUGGAUAUGAAAUUCGACCGGGUACUAUAUCUGAAUGAUGUUUAUUUCAACCCGAUAGACGCCGUGCAGCUGCUGUUCUCGACGAACACAGGUCUGGAUGGCCGGCCUCACUACCGCGCCGCAUGCGCGGUGGAUUUUGGCAAUUUGCUGAAAUUCUACGACUCCUUUGCCGUGCGAGACUCCCACGGAUACCCAAUUGGAGUGCCUUUCUUCCCAUGGUUUACUUCAGCUGGCCACGCAACCAGUCGCCGGGAUGUGCUAGACGAAAAGGACGCCGUACGCGUCCGCAGCUGCUGGGGCGGCAUCACUGCAUUUGACGCGAAAUACUUGCAGCAGCCCAAGAAAACAAUCACCGAAGAUGAAACCCGUCUUCCCUUCCUGCACAGCGGUCUCGCGGACCGCCGAAUAUAUACAUCGCCUGAAUGGCGAAAGGCCAAAAAUAAUGGCAAGCCUUUGCGUUUCCGAGCAAUCUCGGAUAUGUACUGGGAAGCAUCCGAGAGCUGUCUGAUCCACGCAGACAUCCAAGAACCUUACUCCAAUAUAGACGACAUCAUAGAUACAGGGGUGUAUAUGAACCCGUAUAUCCGAGUAUCAUACGAUUACACUGCAUUCACUUGGCUCGGCUUCGUACGGCGUUUUGAAAGGCUGUUCACGAUACCGAACUGGAUAGCUAACACAGUAUCCGGCCAUCCAGCGCACAACUCGCGUCGCACAGACAUUGCCGGCAAGACAGUCGAGCAGCGAGUGUGGAAGGCUAAUACCAGCCAUACAGACGGGGGUUAUUGGACUAGCCAGAAGCGUAUCGCUCCUCCCGGCAGCUUCUGUGCCCGUCGAGACCUGUUUGUCCUGAUCAGCGAUCGCAAGGAGGGUGAAGAUGGUUGGGAGCCUAUCAAUGUGCCGCGUGACCCUGAUUCCAAGGACUGGAUACAGCCCUGAUCUGUAGAUCGGUAUAUCUUUGGCUUUUUGUAUAGCGUUUUAGCGACCUGCAUAGAUGGUGUAUAUGAACGACUAAUGAUAAUAAUUACUUCCUACCUUCCUCUUCGAUUUAGUUGCCUCGGUUGUAAUCUACGUGUGUAGAACCUACGUAUUCGUGUA